Molecule: messenger RNA, 2599 nt
Organism: Pomacea canaliculata
Lineage: Eukaryota; Metazoa; Mollusca; Gastropoda; Architaenioglossa; Ampullariidae
Exons: 12
Coding region: 302-1633 (443 amino acids)
Source: RefSeq, a predicted model, not a curated record
AUUGAAAAAGCAAUAAAAUAUUUGUCUUGCAAUAUUUACGGAAUGUUACACUAUGUUUUAAUUUUCAAAGUCUAGAAUUACUGUACUGCUAAAUAAUGACAACUUAAUCUUAAAAGUUCACGAUCUUUAUGGUCAAACUGCAUUCUGGGCUUAGAAGACGUUACCAACGAAACCCGAGGAUGUAAUGCCUUGCCGUUAGCAUAAAUUUUAAUUGAAAUAUUAUUAGAACUGAGUUAUAUAUUUCAAAAUCAAACAUUGCUAUCGGUAAGCAGCGGGAAUUGUUUGGAGAUUACAUAAAAGAAUGGUUUCGCGAAAGAACUGGAAAAAACUGUCGAUUUUACUAGCAAUAGUACUUGGAAUUAUUGUAUGUAGCUAUCUACAUUUUGGAAAGGAGGAGAGUACACAGCUGCGGUCAAAUAAUUUUCAGUAUGAUGUUUGGCCACCAUUUCUUAUCUUAUCCAACUACUCAAGGACAUGGCUUCAAAGUGCUUGUCUCUCAUUCAAGACAGAAUUUUCAGUUUCAAAUCUCAAAAGCAUCCUUUCCAGCUUGCAGAAGUCACCUGAUUUAAACUGCAGCUUGUUUUUCAAAAAAGCCCAUGCCUUGUACCAUGUGGAGAAAAGAGACCAUUCUUCUUUGUUACUUCCAAGGCCACUGCAAGAAAAAGUCAAAAAAUGGCUUGGAAAUAAAGAAUCUUUAUAUCAUGAAAUUUAUGAUCAGGAAGUAAUACACAUUGUCAAUCGCUAUACACGUGAACACACCAUUUUCAACCCUCUGCGAGACAAAAGACCUGUCCAAGCUUUAGAUCAGCCAGAAUCGCUAUACUUUUCUAAGCUUCUGAAUGAAACAGGAAUGGAAUGUGAUUUCUGCAAUUACAAGGAAUUUACUGCUGAGCAUACCUUUCACAGAGUAGAGAGCACAUAUGCUUUCUCUGCAUCUAAUGUGUUUAAAUUGGAUCCUUUGCAUGCCUUGUUUGCUUUAAAACAACAUGAUCCCCUCCAUUGGUCCAAGGAGCAGUUUAUAGACCUCAUGCAUCUGACACUGACUUGGUAUCGUAAGGCACAUUCAGUAUUUCCUCAAGCCCAGUAUCCUUCAUUGAUUUGGGAUGUUCUUCCAAAAUGUGGAGCAAGUCAGGUUCAUCCACAUAUGCAUGGAUUUUUAGACUCAAGACAGUAUCAUGGAGUGGUAGAGGCAUGGAGAAUGGCUGCUGAGGACUACUAUGUGCAUAGAGGAACAAAUUUUUAUACUGACAUGGCAGCUGUUGCCUCAGGGCUUGGACUGGCUGUAACCUAUAAAUCUGCUAUUGCAUUUGCUAGCCUGGUACCACGAAAAGAUCAUGAGGUUGUCAUUAUGUCCUCUUCAGCAGGAACAGAUUUUUUUGAACUGAUCUACUUCGUUUUAAGAGCUUUUAUUGAUGACCUUGGCAAGUUCUGCUACUCUAUGGGCUUAGCAUAUCCAGCAAUGGAUGAUAAAAAGGCUCAAAUUCCAGCUUAUGCCCGCAUCAUUACAAGAGGUGCUGUUACUGAAAUAAGAGCAGACAUUAGCUCCUUAGAACUUUUCACAGCUACAAAUGUCAACAUUGACCCAUUCAAGGUGAUUCAUUUUGUGAAAAACUCAGUUCUUAAAAGAAGCUAAUUUGUAAAAAUCUGGCUUAUGGCAAAGACCAUUUUUUUGGUUUCAGUAUCAAAGACUUUUUUACCACUAUCUUCUUAGACUGUAUAAAGUUAGAUGUGUGCUAAUUUAUUUGUUCCUAGUUAAAAUGCUUGUUGAAGGCUAACCCAAGUGAAGCACUACAUUAAACUCAAAGUUGCUUGAUCUGUUUCAGACAUUUUAUGUAAAUAUGCAUAGAACACAACAUAUGUCAUUGCUUGCUGUGCAAAAUGGUUCGGCUGCUGGAGUGCAAAACACUAUGCAAAAAAAUAACUUGUUCCCAACAGGCUGCCAUACUACUACAGGUUCUUCCUUGUAUAAAUAGAACAUGUCAUUACAUAAUUUUUUACUAUAAUAACAUUUUCUUCUAUGAAUACAGCAUGUGAAAAUGGAAGCACCUGCAUAAUUAUCAGAUUAAACAAUUUGCCACCAGGAGUACCUGGGGUACUCUCUGACACACCAUAGCCAUGAAUCUACAUAACUAGCAGUCAUAUUUUGCAUUCCAGAUCUAAAAGCAUAAUUUUACAAGGGUCUGUAAUAAAAGGGAAAAAAUUAAAUAGAGACAUUGCAAUCAUUAACUGCAUCAGUAAAAUUAAUCAAAUGCUUCAUUUGGUACUUGGUUUAGCCUUUAAAUGCAAAAUAAAUUAUUCUCUGGUACCUUAAUAUUGACUGUAAAAUAGAUCUGUUCACCAUAGCAGUUUGCCUACAUUUUUAGGAACUCUGGAUCUGCAUGUUAUACUUGUGAAAAUGUGAGCUGUGUGUUGGUUACAUGGGCCAGCUGCUAAGGCUAUCUAUAUUUAUAAAUCUUCAAUUAUUAUUUUAACAUGACAAUCUUCUGGUUAUGUGCUACAAACACAUAAGUGUACAUGGAUCUAUAUGUAGUAUAUUGUAUAGAUGUACACAUUUAAGAUAUUAAAUUGUGGAAGUGUUGGUGAUACUUUUAUAAUGCAA